ACUCCCAAACAGGACACAGCACUUGCCAGAAAACUUUCAGAGCAAGAACAAACUUCAGCCAUGGCCGAGAGACGCAUUCCCUUCACCUUCAUGCACGGCCCAUCCUGGGACCCUUUCCGUGACUGGUACCAGGGCAGCCGGCUCUUCGAUCAGACCUUCGGGAUGCCACACUUCUCCGAGGAGAUGCCCACCUUUCCCAGCACACACUGGCCCGGAUACAUUCGGCCCUUUGGAUUUCCGGAAAUGGCCUCUUUAAUGCAGAGCCCAGUGGCUCAGAUGCCCAUGUCGCCCUCCGCCACCAUGAUGCCCCCAAACUUCAGCCGGGCCCUGUCCCGACAGAUGAGCUCGGGAAUGUCUGAGAUAAAGCAGACGCCAGACGCCUGGAAGAUCAGCCUGGAUGUCAAUCACUUCGCCCCGGAGGAGCUGACGGUGAAGACCAAGGAUGGGGUGGUGGAGAUCACCGGCAAACAUGAGGAGCGGAAGGAUGAACAUGGCUUUGUGUCCAGAUGUUUCACCAGGAAAUACACUCUGCCCUCUGGUGUCGACUCUGAGAAGAUCACCUCCUCUCUGUCUCCUGAGGGCAUCCUGACCAUUGAAGCUCUGCUGCCCAAACCUGCCAUCCAGGGCACUGAAAUCAACAUCCCUGUCAACACAGGCAGCGCAGUGACUGCCAGCAGUACAAAGAAACCCUGAGCACUACAACACACACACACACACACACACACAGGCAGAUCACUGUGGUACCUUGAGUUUGUUUUCUUCAGCAUGAACGCAAAUGUUCCAUAUUAAUGUCUUGAUACUUCUAUUCUUUGCAAACUGCAGGUAGGAGAGGAGGAAUUGUCAUAUUGCAUUCCCAUCUCAUUUUGUACAUCACUUUUUUCCCUCAUUGUCUCUUCUUUUUAUCAUCGUCCUCUCUUCUACUUGUAGUAAAUCAUAACGACUGUGUACGCACCAAUCUCUAAAAAAACAUGCUCAUAUUUUACCCCUAAAUCAAAAAGAUUGAUAUCAAAUUAUAUGUUGCAAUGAAACAUUUUACCCCAUUAUUGAAAUAUGUAUUAUUUGCAUAUUAAAUAACAUAAUAAAAUAUUAUUGUGCAUAUAGAUCCUGGUAGCAUUUGUUUAUAUACAUUUUUUUUUUUUAUAUUGUCUGGAGGGAUUGAUUUUAUUCUAUGUGAAUGAGAUGAUUUUGCACUACAGUAAUGUAAGAAUUUAAAAAAAAAUUUACAAUGCAAAUGGUCCUAAAAUAUGGAUUGUAUUUAAGAAAAAAACUUUUUUUGAAUUAUGGUGAAUUAUGUCCAUGACAUUUCUUCAGGAGCUUCACAAAACUGCAGUUUUACCAUAUGCUGGCAAAAUGUUGGUUUUUAUAAUAUGUAUUCAUCAAAAUGUAUACGUUUCUCUGCCUGAAACUUUUUUUUUCCUGCUAUAUCACCUUGUCCAUGUUAGCUAUUAGUUAAUGUUGACAAGUAAAUACUGUGGCUUUUUAGUCAUCUGUUUUAGGCUACAACAUUGUAGCUUUUUUAAAUCCAAUCUAACUCUUUUCUCAUAUGAAGCUGAAGAAACUGAAAAUGAAGGAUAGCCUGUUUCCUUUUGAAAUGAAAAGAUCAUACAAAUAGAUUCCACCAGACAUCGCCAUGCUGUUUAACUGCAACAACACAGUUUCCUCACAUCAGUCGUCUCGGCAGGGAGUGUCUUCAGAUUGGUCUCUUUGGGUUUUGUGAGGCAUUGCAUAAUGUUUUAAAUGACUGUAAUAAAGGCUUUAUUUCUGAAUAUCCUCAUGGUGGAGUUGGGAAUAAACAUCUUCAGGCA
Molecule: messenger RNA, 1805 nt
Organism: Onychostoma macrolepis
Lineage: Eukaryota; Metazoa; Chordata; Actinopteri; Cypriniformes; Cyprinidae
Gene: hspb1
Product: heat shock protein, alpha-crystallin-related, 1
Exons: 3
Coding region: 61-693 (210 amino acids)
Biological process (GO): response to heat; protein refolding
Molecular function (GO): protein folding chaperone
Source: RefSeq, a predicted model, not a curated record